GUGUGCGUGUGUGUGUGUAGGACUCUGCUGGUUCUCUGCUUGCUGGCGAGGAUGGGCCUCACAGCACCGGUUGAGGAGAGGGCAGGUGUUCUUCUGAAACAUCUCAAUGGAGUCGGAAAAACCGUUAGUCCAACAGAUGCUUCUGCAGUCAUUAAAGGAGUAGGAAACACCAUCGGUCCAAAAGAUGAUUCUGCAGUCGAUGAAGACCUGAUCACAGACUCGCCCGACGCUGCAGAAUCCCAGGAGCAGGUGAACGACCAGGAGGACCCACAGCCAGGAGGAGACAGCAGCCAGGAGGAGAAGGAUGUGGACCCGGAAGACAAGACGUCGGAAGAGAAGGAGGAGGAUCUCCUAGAGAACAGUUCAGAGGAGGAGGAGGAGGAGGGACCAAAAGAGGAGAGUUCAGAGCAGGAGAGUCCAGAGGAGGAGGAGGGACCAAAAGAGGAGAGUUCAGAGGAGGAGGAGGGAACAAAGAAGGAGAGUUCAGAGGAGGAGAGUCCAGAGGAGGAGGAGGGACCAGAAAAGGAAAGUUCAGAGGAAGAGGAGGAGCCAGAGUCAGACCAGAAGAACGAUAGCACCGCCGCUGGUGUGGCAGAUGAUGCUGAUGAUAAUAAUGACGACUCUGACGAGGCUGGACAGUCCGGCAAGCCUAGCGAGUCUGACGAGGUUACCAUGGUUACCACGGCUAGCUGGGUUAACGACUCGAGCGAGAAUAGAGAGGUUAACGACCCUAGGGAAUAUACCAAGGCUACCGAGGAUAGCGACUCUAGCGAGAAUAAAGAGGUUAACGACUCCAGCAUGGUUACCAAGGCUACCGAGGCUAGUGAGGAUAGCGACUCUAGCGACAAUAGAGAGGUUAACGACUCCAGCAUGGUUACCAAGGCUACCGAGGAUAGCGACUCUAGCGAGAAUAAAGAGGUUAACGACUCUAUCGAGGUAACCAAGGCUAGCGAGGCUAGUGAGGAUAGCGACUCUAGCGAGAACAAAGAGGUUAACGACUCUAUCGAGGCUACCGCGGCUACCGCGGCUAGCGGCUCUGACGAGGUUGCCAUGGUUACCAAGGCUAGCGAGGAUAGCGACUCUAGCGAGAAUAAAGAGGUUAACGACUCUAUCGAGGCUACCGCGGCUAGCGAGUCUAGCGAGGACAGCGAGUCUAGCGAGGUUGCCAUGGUUACCAAGGCUAGCGAGGAUAGCGACUCUAGCGAGAAUAGCGAGGUUAGCGACUCCGGCGAGGUUACCAAGGCUACCGAGUCUAGCGAGGACAGCGAGUCUAGCGAGGACAGCGACUCUAGCGACAAUAGCGAGGUUAGCGACUCCAGCGAGGUUACCAUGGCUAGCGAGGCCAGCAAUGCUAGCAAGGCUAUCGAUGCCAGCGAUGCUAGCGACUCUAGCGAAUCUAGCAAGUCUAGCGAAUCUAGCGACGCCAGCGACGCUGGUGAUGCUAGCGACUCUAGCGAGGCUAACGAGGCUAACGAGGCCGGUGAGGCUAGCGAGGUCUCCGAGUCCAACGAGUCGAGCGAGGAGUCGGACCAGAAGCUAGCCGAGGAGCUGGACGAGAUGCUGAAGGAGUCCGACGAGUCCCCUGAGGAGGCGGAGGAGGAGCAGGUGGAGCAGGAGGAGCAGGCCUCCAGCAGCAGCAGCAGCGAGGAGACCCCAGACGACGUGGGGCCCACAGAGAGUGGCCCUGAGGCAGAGGAGCCCGGGACCAAAGACCCCUCCGCUUCGCUGGAAGACAUGAAAACUGAGGUUCCCAUGAAGGCCGUCCAAUCAGGUCACACAGCUGCCCCCAACACAGAUGCUGGGAACUCCAAGAAGCCGGAGUGAGACGUCUCCAGGCUGACUGAUCCAUUCCAGUCUUCCUCAUUCUUCAUCGCCAUGACAACCGCCUGUCUCUGAAGCCUCUCAACACCAUCUCUUCUUUCUUCAGCUGGGACACACACAAACACACACACACACACACACACACACACACACACACACACACACAGACAAACAUACACACACACACACACACACACACACACACACACACACACACACACACACACACACACACACACACACACACACACACACACACACACACACACACACAACCACACACACACACAACCACACACACAAAUUCAACCACACAUACACACACACACAGACACACACACAAUUAUAAACAAACACACACACACACACACACACACACACACACACACACACACACACACACACACACACACACACACACACACACACACACACACAAACUCUCCCCUAUUAGUUUAGCUGCCUGUUAACCCAGCAGGUCAAAGGUCACCCAGCCCUGUUUGUACAUAUUUAGUGUUUCUGUUUAAAUCUGACCCUCUGGGUUCUGUAAAUCCUGGGGUUCCAACUGUUGUUCUGUCAGAGGAACCUUUGAACCUCUAAUAAAUUCUAGC
Messenger RNA from Gadus macrocephalus (Pacific cod), 2432 nucleotides. Its product is annotated as dentin sialophosphoprotein-like. Bases 52 to 1824 code for a protein of 590 amino acids. The record is from RefSeq and is a predicted model, not a curated record. The transcript has 8 exons. NCBI's taxonomy places the organism in Eukaryota, Metazoa, Chordata, Actinopteri, Gadiformes, Gadidae.